CCAAGGCCAAUGGCUUGAGCCUAGAAAACCUGGUAAGGGAGGUUUCUGAAACUCCAUCUCCUAACCCAAGACACGCAGACAGUGCAGGACAGAGGACUGCUGAAAUGCAAGCUAAAAAUACCAACUACGAACAAGAUGAAGAGUCACUGCAGGAAAUCAGUGAGACUGUACCAGAAGUCUGUUGCUCCCUCUAAGGUCAGUAGCUUGAGUUCUUCUCUAGAGAAACUGCUGAAGGAGGCUUCUGAAACACCGCCUCCUAAACCAAGACGUGUGGACAUGACAGUACAGAGGACUGCUGAGAUGGAAGUUAAAAACACUGCUUGUCAGCAUGAUGGAGAAUCAUUUCAAGAAAUCAUUGAGACCAUAGAGAAAUCUGAUGCCCCUACCAAGGUCAGUGGCUUAAGUUCAGCUCUAGAAAAGCUGCUAAAGGAGGCUUCUGAAACACCACCUCCUAAACCAAGGCGUACAGUACUGAGGACUGCUGAAGUGCGAGCUGAAAACACAAAGCAUCAGCAAGAGGAAGAGUCACUGCAAGAAAUCAGUGAGACUGUACAGAAGUCUGUUGUUCCUUCCAAGCAGAGUAGCUUGAGUUCUUCUCUAGAGAAGCUGCUGAAGGAGGCUUCUGAAACACCACCUCCUAAACCAAGACGUGUGGACAUGACAGUACAGAGGAUUGCUGAGACGGAAAUUAAAAACACUGCCUGUCAGCAUGAUGGAGAAACACUGCGAGAGAUCAUUGAGACCAUUGAAAAGUCUGUUGCCCCCUGUGGGGACAGUGACUUAAGUUCAGCUCUAGAAAAGCUGCUAAAGGAGGCUUCUGAAACACCACCUCCUAAACCAAGGCAUAUGGAUGGCAUAGUGCAGAGGACAGCUGAUAUGCAAGUGGGAAACAUGUUCUGUCAUCAUAAUGGUGAAUUACUGCAGGAAACACCUGCACUGUCUGAGGCUGAAAAUAAAGCAUUGGAUGUUAAUUUCCAGAAGGUACUGAAAGAUGUCUGUGAAACACCAGCUUCUACACUGGAAAAUAUGGAUAAAAAAAUGCAAGGUAAAAUACGAACUAGUCAAAGUAUGUGUAUGCCACAUCAAGAAGGAGACCACCCUCAAGAAAUACAAGAAACGAUAGAAAAAACUACUGUUUCAAACAGUGAAAAAUUCAAAGAAUUCAGUAGCUCAUUGGAAAAACUUCUUCAAGAAGUGUCUGAAGCUUCAUCUCCAAUAUCCAAAGCAUUAGAUAAACAAGAAAAGUUUGGAAAUACGGUGUUUCCAUCACAGACAGAGACUCUAGUCAUGACAGUGUCACAGCCUUAUGAUAAUGCUUUAUGUAGCUGUCAUAAACAGGUGAAGACAGCUAUCAAGAGUGGAGUUCCAGAACAAAAUGUAAAAGCUUCUGUAGAUGAUCUCGCAACUUCUGAAGUGUCUGAGCUCCUUAAAAUAAAUGAGGCUAUUAUUAAAAAAGAACAGAGGAACACAUCUGCAAUAGAUCUUCCUUCCUUGCAAGGAGAGACCAAUACAGUGAUCAAGCCAUUCAAGAUAAAUGAAAUAGGAAGGAAAGGUGAGAGCACAUCCUCGGAUGCCUCUGAAGAUAAUUCACAAUUAAAAGAACUGUUGAAAUUGAGAAGAACAAGCACACCUCUUAAAGAUGAGAGCAGUUCUCCUCAGCUGGAAGGAGUUCAGUCCAGCCUGGCCUUUCAGCGUGAAGAUAAUGAUGAAGAAGAUGGUGACAGUUUGAAUUUUGGAUCCCGGCUUUCAGAUGAAAACUCUGAUUAUUAUUCUGGAACUGGAAGUUCAACUCGUUCAGAAGAAGAAUUAAAUCCUGUUUUGAUGGCUUUGAAAAGGAGUGCAGAUAGGAAAAUGCCUUCCAAAAGUCUAGAGGACAUUCCAUCAGCUACCUCAAAUAAAGGAAAAAUAAAUAUUCCAAAGGAAGAAUUAGCUCUUAGUGCUGAAGAUGGUCUGAAAUCUGAUCAGCAUCAAGUGAGGAAUGAAAAUACAGCAGAAAUCUCCACAGUGCCUUCACAGCCUGAUAAGCCAUUUUCCAAUCCUGAAAAAGUCAAAGGACUGAGCAAGUCAGUACCAUCAUUCCUACAGGAAGAGAGUGAUGACAGAGAGACAGAUACAGCAUCAGAAAGCAGUUAUUCCUUUGGCAGAAUCAAGAAGAGUCCCAGCUCUCUAACCAAUCUUAGCGGUUCUUCUGGCAUGGCCUCCUUAUCCUCUGUGAGUGGAAGCUUAAUGAGUGUCUACAGUGGAGACUUUGGCAGUGUUGAUGUGAAGGGGAACAUUCAGUUUGCUAUUGAUUACGUAGAACAACUGAACGAACUCCACAUUUUCAUUUGCCAGUGUAAAGACUUGGCAGUUGCAGAUGUCAAGAGACAGCGGUCAGACCCGUAUGUGAAGACCUACCUGCUUCCAGAGAAAUACAAGCUGGGCAAACGGAAGACCUCAGUGAAAAAGAAAACUUUUAAUCCAGUCUUCAAUGAAAUACUGCGGUACAAAAUUGAGAAAGAUCUCCUAAAGAACCAAAGCCUUAAUAUCUCUGUCUGGCACAAUGAUACCUUUGGGAGGAAUAGCUUCCUUGGUGAAGUGGAGCUGGAUUUAGGAACUUGGGACUGGAAUGAUAAAUCCAACAAGCAGAUCAACUGGUUUCCACUCAAGCCUAGGACUUCAGCGAUGGCUUUUGAACUAGAAAACAGAGGGGAGAUGAAACUAGCUCUCCAGUAUGUUCCACAACCUGUUGGAGGAAAGAAGAUUCUGUCCACUGGUGAGGUCCACAUUUGGGUGAAGGAAUGCCGUGAUCUUCCUCUUCUGAGGGGCAACAGGCUCAACUCUUUUAUUAAGUGUACAAUUCUUCCAGAUACCAGCAGAAAAAGUCGCCAGAAAACAAGAACAGUGUCAAAAACUACAAACCCAGUAUUCAACCAUACCAUGGUCUAUGAUGGUUUUAGACCAGAAGAUUUGAAAGAAGCCUGCAUAGAACUCACAGUCUGGGAUCACAACAAGCUUGUCAACCAUUUUCUGGGAGGUCUCAGGAUAGGCCUUGGAACAGGUACUAGAAAUGAAGAGAUUAAUCCUUAAUUUACAAAAUUGUCUUUCCAUCCUUUCCAUUUCUUUAAAAAAAAAUAAAAAUAACAGCCAUUUAUUUACUUAAGAGUUUCAUUUAGUGAG
Molecule: messenger RNA, 3159 nt
Organism: Meleagris gallopavo (turkey)
Lineage: Eukaryota; Metazoa; Chordata; Aves; Galliformes; Phasianidae
Source: RefSeq, a predicted model, not a curated record